AGUUACAACUUCGAUGAAUUACCAAGUUUAUGGACACCGACCAGUUUAAUCUGUGUGCUAAAAAUCAAAACUGUUUCGUAAUUCAGCGGCAGUGUUUCCCCUCUACUGUUGUGUAGUACUUGAGUACUCCAUCUUCAAUAAUCUAUUUUUUUAUAAGUAGAACUUGGAAUUUUCAUCCCAAAUGCGUGAAAAAGUAGCUAAAAGUUUCGGACCUACCGAAGCAAACUUAGAUUCAUCGUCCAAUUUCAGCAUCUGGAGAUGUUUUAGAUUAUUGAUCUCAGUGGCCAUCUGCACGGGCUUAUAAAACUUGUCUGAAGCUGUUCAGCCAGAGAAAUAUUAAUCAAGCUAGUGUUUUCAACUAGAUUUUGAAGUGUUCUUUGCUUCUGCGUUAUAAUUGAAUCCUGACCACUUUUUUGGACUAUAAAGAUGUCGUUCUUGUCAAAAUUACGUUAUAUAACUGUUGAUGUUACUGGUACUCUCAUUGCUUACAAAGGGGAGCUGGGGGAUUACUAUUGCAUGGCUGCAAAAGCUGUAGGAUUGCCUUGUCCUGACUACAAACGUGUACAUGAAGGUUUCAAACUUUCAUACACCGAAAUGGCAAAGAAGUAUCCUUGCUUUGGCCAUGCUGCAAAGAUGCCCAAUAUUAUUUGGUGGAAGACAUGUGUUCGUGACUCCUUCAAAAGGGCUGGAUAUGACUACGAUGAGGAUACAUUUGAGAAAAUAUUUAGGCGCAUAUAUGCAUCGUUUGGCUCAUCCGCACCUUAUGUUCUCUUCCCUGAUGCAAUUCCUUUCCUAAGAUGGGUUCGCUCAAAAGGUAUUCCGAUUGGGCUUGUUAGCAAUGCAGAAUACCGCUAUCAAGAUGUUAUUCUUCCAGCCUUAGGCUUAAAUCAGGGUUCUGAAUGGGAUUUCGGAGUAUUCUCUGGGCUUGAAGGUGUGGAGAAGCCAAACCCAAGGAUUUACGAGAUUGCAUUAGAGAGAGCUGGAAAUAUUGCUCCGGAAGAAGCUUUACACAUUGGAGAUAGCUUUCGUAAGGAUUAUCUUCCAGCAAAGAGUUUGGGUAUGCAUGCAUUGUUACUGGAUAGAUUUAAAACCCCAGAUGCCGAGAACUGGAGAAAGGCUGGAUCACCUAUCUUUCCAGACUUGACAUCCGUGAAAAAUCUUCUAGAUUCUGGUAACAUUGACUUGCUGAAAGAUAAUUGACUUCAUUUCAAGAUCUUUUUUUUAGGGCCUCUUUCGUUGUCUGUUGUAACUCAUGUGAAAUCAUGUCUUCCAUUGACAUCCACACCUGCUCUAAGUAGGAAAUGUAAUUGUUGUGUUUGGCACACAAGACGCAUAGCGCAUAUUCAUGCACAAAUCCUGCUUCUCAUGUGCUGCUUAUAUUAACCAACUGUUGUUGAUGAA
This is a messenger RNA of Beta vulgaris subsp. vulgaris (sugar beet), 1401 nucleotides long. RefSeq lists its product as uncharacterized. Lineage: Eukaryota; Viridiplantae; Streptophyta; Magnoliopsida; Caryophyllales; Amaranthaceae. The coding region runs from base 427 to 1200 and encodes 257 amino acids. The record is from RefSeq and is a predicted model, not a curated record. The transcript is spliced from 4 exons.